AUGCACGAGCAGAGGAUGAUGCACAGAGACAUCAAGCCAGCUAACAUUUUCAUCUCUGCAAACAACGUCUUGAAGCUUGGCGAUCUUGGACUAGGAAGAGUUUUCUCUGCUGAGUCGGUCGAGACUUUCUCCAAGGUCGGAACUCCCUUGUACAUGUCGCCUGAGGUUCUUCACGGGCAGGGCUACGACUUCAAGUCUGACAUGUGGAGUCUGGGAUGUCUCCUCUAUGAGUUUGCUACUCUCUCCUCCCCCUUCGAGGCGCCGAACCAGAACCUCUACGACAUCUUCAAGCGCAUCAACGAUGGAGACUUCGCUCCUCUCCCCGAGUUGUUCUCUCAAGAGCUCAGAGGCCUCGUCAACAGGAUGCUGCACAAGGACCCGAAGAAACGGCCCACGGCUUCUGAGGCCUUCGCCUUCGCUCAAAUGGCCUGCGACUCCUACCAGGAGCGACCGAGUGGACUGAUGAUGAUGAUAGAGAUCAUUGAUCUCUGCCAACUUCUCGACUACGAGGCUCUCUGUCGUGCUCAAGCCCUCCCUCCCCUCACACCAAGUUUCUUCACGCAUGCUCAUCCUCAUCAUGACAUCAAGUUUCAAUAUUUCACUAGCCUUGUCCUCUGGCUCCUCCGCUUCAACGAUGUUUCAGUCAGCGAGGACAGCAGGGACGGCAGCAGGCACCUCGAGACUCUCGACCCUCUCAACGUUUCUUCUCUCCUCCUCGACGCUUGCAAGCAGCUCGGCAUCGGCAACGACCUCUCUCCUGUUCGACUGAAGACGUGA
This is a messenger RNA of Guillardia theta CCMP2712, 777 nucleotides long. RefSeq lists its product as hypothetical. The transcript has 11 exons. The coding region runs from base 1 to 777 and encodes 258 amino acids. Lineage: Eukaryota; Cryptophyceae; Pyrenomonadales; Geminigeraceae. Gene Ontology annotation, biological process: protein phosphorylation. Gene Ontology annotation, molecular function: protein kinase activity; ATP binding. The record is from RefSeq and is a predicted model, not a curated record.